AUGAAUCCCGAAACCCCCCAAGAACCCGAAUCCCCGGGAUAUACCCUCCGCACGCACCGACCAGGGGAUAUAGGCUGGAUAAUUCACCGCCACGCAACACUCUACGAGAAAGAAUACGGCUGGGGCACAAAAAUGGAAGCUCUAGUAUGCAAAGUGGGCGCCGAAUUCCUCGACAACUACGACGCAUCUACAGACCGGUGCUGGAUCGCCGAGCGCAACGACGAGUUCCUCGGCUGUAUAGUUCUGGUCCGAGACAGAGAGCUCGUCAACACAGCCAAGUUGCGUCUUUUACUUGUUGAACCUAGCGCGCGGGGUCUUGGGCUCGGCCGUGCUUUGAUCGAGCAGUGUACGCGGUUUGCGCGCGAGACGGGGUAUGCUCGGAUUCGGCUUUGGACGCAGAAUGUGCUUGUUUCGGCUAGGAGGUUGUAUUCGAAGGAGGGGUAUCGGCUUGUUAGCUCUGAGGAUCAUGGGGUUUUUGGUGAAGGACAUUUUGGGGAGUGUUGGGAGUUAGUUUUGUGA
Messenger RNA from Penicillium crustosum, 519 nucleotides. Its product is annotated as GNAT family N-acetyltransferase. The transcript has a single exon. Gene Ontology annotation, molecular function: N-acetyltransferase activity. Bases 1 to 519 code for a protein of 172 amino acids. NCBI's taxonomy places the organism in Eukaryota, Fungi, Ascomycota, Eurotiomycetes, Eurotiales, Aspergillaceae. The record is from RefSeq and is a predicted model, not a curated record.